Molecule: messenger RNA, 519 nt
Organism: Camellia sinensis
Lineage: Eukaryota; Viridiplantae; Streptophyta; Magnoliopsida; Ericales; Theaceae
Source: RefSeq, a predicted model, not a curated record
UACUAGAUUCAUUCAUGUUACACACACACACACACACACAAAAAGAAAAAACAGAGAGAAGUUGUGAAAUAAAAAAGGUGCAAAAAUGGUGAUAGAGGAGGAAUUAAUAAGCAGCUGUGAGAGUGAGUGUGAGGGUGAAGAAGGUGGUGAGCCACUGCCUCUUCUAUCACUGAACCAUGUAUCUUUGUUAGUGAGAUCGGUGUGGACUUCUGUGCGCUUCUAUGAAGAUGUGUUGGGCUUUUUCCUCAUCAAACGCCCCUCUUCCUUUAAUUUCCAUGGAGCUUGGUUAUUCAAUUAUGGAAUUGGGAUACACUUGCUUGAAAAUGAGUCCAUUGAUGAGUACAACACCAUGAAUGAACCACGACCCAUCAAUCCCAAGGAUAACCACAUAUCCUUUCAAGUAAGAACUACUAUGGCGCUGUUUGGGAAGUGAUUUGGCCGGCUAUUAUAGCCUAAAAAAUUUUUUUAGCCAAAAAGCCAUUUUGCAAGUUUUUUCAAAAAAAAAAAAAAAAAAAAAAA